UUGAAAAAAGUAGCGCGGAUUAGUGUCGCGCGACAAACGGAGCAGCAGCAGCAGGAGCAGCGGUGGAGGAGGCGGCUGUUUUCACGAAGUUUCUACAGUUCCUGUAGCGACUCUUGACUUUUGUGAGGAGUAACUUACUGAAGUGUAAACUCGAACAGCUCAGAAGGCUGAAAGGCGCUGUUGUUAGUCGUGUGGACCGUUUCUCGGUCAGAAACAGGCCUGAGGACGGCAUGGUGAGAGAAACAGCCGAACUGCAGCUUUUCUCCUGAGACGGUGUGAGCUCUCCUCUACCGCGAUGAAAGGUGGGCAAGACGAGUUUGCCGAGGAGGAAGACAUCCAGUCGUUUGGAUAUAAGAGGUUUGGUAUUCAAGAAGGAGCUCAGUGUACCAAAUGUAAGAGUGAGUGGGGUCUGAAGGCUGCUAUUUGCUUGCUGUAUGUUCUCUGUAUCCUGCUUACCAUCGCUGUAGCCAUACUGGGUUACAAAGUGGUCCAGAGAGUGGAUAAUGCCACUGAAGGAAUGCAGAAAUAUGGGGGGAAAAUCAUUGCCAUGGAGUUGGAUGUAAAAAAGCUAGAUGAUGAGUCUGGUGUAAAGUUGAAGAACACUUCCAGUGAGCUGCAGACGUUUCGCUCUGGACUCUCAGCUUUGCGCCAGAAACUAGCCGCAGUCUCCAACCGUGUCAGCAGUAAUGCUGUAGCUUUGCAAAAGCUCCAGUCUUCAUCAAAGGAUACACGCUCAUUGCAGGAUUAUCUGCGGUCACAGCUGGACACCCACUCCAGCACUCUGCGCUAUGCUAAUGCUACACUUAUCUCGGCCUCUGCUAGCAUGCCUGCACUGCAGCAGGACACUGCGCUGCUUCAGCAAAACCUGCAGGCGCACAUCAGUGCUCAGCGCUCACUGCAGUUUGCUGCUGAUGGCCUCAACCUCACCCAAAGGCGGCAGGACACAGUUGCAGCAGCACUGCAGCGUACAGUGGAAGCAGCAGCUGAGGCCAUGCAAGGCAUGCGUAGCGACACCUUAGCCCUACAGCGGGAUACACAGCUGGUCAGCAGUAACGAGGACUGGCUGAGGGAGAAAAUCCACAACCUUGAAGGGGCUGAACAUAACACUUCUGCACAAGCUAUGUCCACAACGGAGACCCUGGAGGAGCUGAGCUCUCAGCUAACUAGCAUCUCCAGUCAGAUGCUUAACAUGAGUGCACUGAGUGAUAUUAAUUCAGAAAACCUUCGGGAGUUGUUGGACCUGCAACGAGAAUAUGGCAGCCGUACAAGUACCCGCUUCGAUCAGAUGGAGGAACGGCUAGAUGCGACAGAGGAAAGGGUAGACAUGGUGACGGGGAAUGUGAGCUACGCCACGCGAAUGCUAGGAGGAGUUAAUGGAGAGCUUGGUGCUCUACGGAGCUGUUCAGACACAGUGGGACGACAUUCAGAUAUUCUGCUUUAUCUAAACAGGAGUCUGGUUGAAGCACGGGCAGAUGGGAACACUCUAAGGUCACAGCAGGAUGACCUCUCAGCUAGGCUGGACAAGGAGGUCAGCAGUCUGUCCAUUAUCAUGGAAGAAAUGAAGCUUGUGGACAGCAAGCACUCACAACUCAUCACCAAUUUUACAAUACUGCAGGGCCCUCCUGGUCCAAGAGGCCCCCGUGGUGAAAAAGGCCCAAUUGGUGCAGUUGGUCCUCCUGGCCAGAAGGGGGAGCGAGGCAAUAAAGGAGAGGCAGGGGUUGCUGGCUCUCAGGGAGAAAAAGGAAGCCCUGGCCCUCAUGGACUUCCAGGGCUCACAGGCAGCCAAGGGUCACGUGGAGGCCCUGGACCAAAGGGCCCACGGGGGUCAGGAGGCCGUGCAGGAUCCCAAGGUCCCAAAGGAGAGCCAGGCACUCCCGGACUGCCAGGUAGAGAUGGACCUCCGGGGCCUCAGGGUGCUCAGGGGCCGACAGGCAUUCGUGGGCCGAUUGGCCCUGCAGGAGACCCAGGACCCGCAGGGCCAACAGGGCCUAUGGGACCUCCAGGACCUCCAGGGUUACCAGGUCCACCAGGCAGAGCAAUAGUAGUGCCGACUGUACCUGUUACACUGCAAGGAGAGGCACCAGCUGUUCCUGUAGGACCUUUUACAGGUCCAUUUGGCUGCCCUGCUGACUGGAUAAGGUUCAGGAACAGCUGCUACUACUUCUCCACCAAGCAGCUCAGUUUUGAUGAUGCUCAGACAAAAUGCCUUACUAUGUCUUCCUCCAUGGUCAUCAUCAAUGAUAGAGAAGAACAGGGCUGGCUACACCUUCAGACAGUGGGUAAAGGCUUUUUCUGGUUAGGUUUGACGGACAGACAGGAAGAGAAUGUUUGGCGCUGGGUGGAUGGCUCACCGACGACAUUCACGAAGUGGAGGCCUGGACAGCCUGAUAACUGGAGCCAUGGGCAUGAAGAUGGAGAAGACUGUGCAGGUCUAGUUCAUGGUGGCCUGUGGAACGACUUCUACUGUGAUGACCAAAUCAGCUCCAUCUGCGAGAGAGCAGUGGACAGUUGAAAUCUGUCACAUGCAUCCAGUGCAAACAUAAGGUAGGCCUGUGUCCCAGUGAAGAGAUGGAUGUGGUCAAAAGGCCUCAGAGCUUGUGUCAGAGAUGGAUGACUGACAGGAGUAUUAGCUAGGAGUGUGCACCUAGUGCAGGUACAGUAAGAAAGAGGAGACAUGCUCGUUUUCUGCAGGAGAAGAAGAUGCUGCAGCCUUUGGGUUGAAGAGAUUUUGCCCAUAUCCACUGUUACCUGCUAUUACAUCACUGUGUCCAACAUGCAGUGGUGCAGACCAGUCAGGAGGAGCCACAAAUGUUUAGCCAUCAUAUUAAGUGUGUAUUUUUAUAUCGGUGUGUAUAAUGACCAAAGGCAGUGAAAUUUGUCCAUUUUAAGCUGUUCAUAGAGAAACACUAUUCAGCAAAAUGAAGCUAUGCUGUGGUAAACUGAGCUAUUUCAUAAACUAAACAUGCUAAUAACCUGGAACUGGCCUUAGAACUGUGCAACAAAAUCAUAAGAAAAAAAAAACGUAUAAUGUACACAAACAGGAAAAAGGCUGGUGUAAAAAAAGCACAUGAAUGUGUAUUUCAGUAUUUCGGUACUCAAGGGAUUUGAUAGUAUUAUAUGUAUAUGAUUUUAGAUAUUGUUUUAUUGUAAAUUUUUAAUCAGAACCAGUUUUUUCUUUCUAUAGGCCCUUUCUUGCCAUUGUCUCAGACACAUUCACAUGCUCCUUUUUAUUCAAGUAACACAACAUAUGUUGGAAUAAACAUUGAUUUUGUGUCUAUCA
Molecule: messenger RNA, 3280 nt
Organism: Colossoma macropomum (tambaqui)
Lineage: Eukaryota; Metazoa; Chordata; Actinopteri; Characiformes; Serrasalmidae
Product: collectin-12-like
Exons: 9
Coding region: 296-2512 (738 amino acids)
Source: RefSeq, a predicted model, not a curated record